AUGUCUCAUCAGCCUAGCUCACCAACAAGAGAGGAUAACAGUUCCAGUUCUCCAGUUUUGCCAAAUCCUGAUUCUGUUCCACCGCAGCUUUCUUCCCCAGCUUUAUUUUAUAGUUCAUCUUCAUCACAAGGUGACACCUAUGGUCGCAAUAAUAACCAGAACUCAAGUCAAGCGGAUGGUAACAUUAGAGCUGCUAUAGGUUCUUCUCCACUAAAUUUUCCAUCUUCUUCCCAACGACAAACUUCUGAUGCCUUCCGAUCUCAAAGUAGACAAAAUAGAGUCCGUUCUUCUGCGAGUGCUUCCGGAAGAUCUAGAUAUUAUCAGGAUUUGAGAAGCGAUAGAGCAGCACCUACUUCUUCUUCUUCUUUAGGCGGUAAUAGCCAAAACCGUAUGCACAUGAGAAGAAAUGAUAUUCAUACAUCUGAUCUAUCUUCUCCACGAAGAAUUGUUGACUUUGACACUAGAUCUGGCGCUAAUACAAUGGCAUCUACUUCUUCUUCGGCUCCUCCAUCAGAAGCCAGUGAACCCUUGAGGAUAAUUUGGGGUACCAACGUCAGUAUCCAGGAAUGUACAACUAAUUUUCGUAAUUUUUUGAUGUCUUUCAAAUACAAAUUUCGUAAAAUAUUGGAUGAGAGGGAAGAAUUCAUCAAUAAUACUAGCGACGAAGAGUUAUACUACAUUAAACAGCUUAAUGAAAUGAGAGAACUUGGCACUUCUAAUUUAAACUUGGAUUCUCGAAACCUGCUUGCUUUUAAGCAAACGGAAGAGCUAUACCACCAAUUAUUGAAUUAUCCUCAAGAGGUUAUUUCUAUUAUGGACCAAACCAUAAAGGACUGUAUGGUUUCUUUGGUAAUAGAUAACCAUUUAGAUUAUGAUUUGGAUGAAAUCGAGACUAAGUUUUAUAAAGUAAGGCCUUAUAAUGUGGGCUCUUGUAAAGGCAUGCGCGAACUUAAUCCAAAUGAUAUUGAUAAAUUGAUAAAUCUAAAAGGUCUUGUCCUGAGAUCGACUCCGGUUAUCCCUGAUAUGAAAGUAGCGUUUUUCAAGUGUAAUGUUUGUGACCACACAAUGGCAGUGGAAAUUGAUAGGGGUGUUAUACAAGAACCUGCCAGGUGUGAACGUAUUGAUUGUAAUGAACCUAAUUCCAUGUCUUUAAUUCACAACAGGUGUUCCUUUGCAGAUAAACAAGUCAUUAAGUUACAAGAAACACCAGAUUUUGUGCCUGAUGGACAAACUCCUCACUCCAUAUCAUUAUGUGUGUACGACGAAUUAGUGGAUUCUUGUAGAGCGGGGGAUCGUAUCGAAGUGACUGGUACGUUCAGAUCUGUCCCUAUUAGAGCCAAUUCAAGACAACGUGUUUUAAAAUCGUUAUAUAAAACAUAUGUUGAUGUGGUUCACGUUAAAAAAGUCUCAGAUAAAAGGUUAGACGUUGACACUUCCACAAUCGAACAAGAAUUAAUGCAGAACAAGCUGGAUCAUAGCGAGGUCACAGAAGUAAGACGAAUUACUGAUCAAGAUUUAGCAAAAAUUCAUGAAGUUGCAUCUAGAGAAGACUUGUACGGUUUGUUGGCACGAUCUAUUGCGCCAAGUAUUUACGAGCUAGAAGACGUCAAGAAAGGUGUUUUGCUUCAGCUCUUUGGUGGUACCAAUAAGACUUUCACAAAGGGUGGGCGUUAUAGAGGUGAUAUAAAUAUUCUACUUUGUGGGGAUCCUUCUACAUCCAAAUCGCAAAUUUUGCAAUAUGUUCACAAAAUUACUCCUCGUGGUGUGUAUACUUCAGGAAAAGGGUCCUCUGCAGUUGGUCUGACUGCUUAUAUAACAAGAGAUGUUGACACAAAACAACUUGUUUUAGAAAGUGGAGCAUUAGUCUUGUCUGAUGGAGGUGUUUGUUGUAUUGACGAGUUCGAUAAAAUGAGUGAUUCUACAAGAUCCGUUUUACAUGAAGUAAUGGAACAGCAGACUAUUUCUAUCGCAAAAGCAGGAAUUAUAACAACACUUAAUGCUAGAAGUUCUAUUCUAGCCAGUGCUAACCCAAUAGGGUCACGUUACAACCCAAACUUGCCUGUGACAGAAAAUAUUGAUUUACCGCCUCCACUACUUUCAAGAUUUGAUCUGGUUUAUCUCGUCCUUGAUAAAGUUGACGAAAAAAAUGACAGAGAACUAGCUAAACACUUAACAAAUCUUUAUUUGGAAGACAAACCUGAGCAUGUGUCUCAGGAUGAUGUGCUACCAGUUGAAUUUUUAACGAUGUAUAUUAGUUAUGCAAAGGAGCACAUACACCCAAUAAUAACUGAGGCCGCUAAAACGGAACUUGUUCGUGCUUAUGUUGGAAUGCGGAAAAUGGGUGAUGAUUCGAGAUCCGACGAGAAGCGAAUUACAGCCACCACAAGACAAUUGGAAAGUAUGAUUCGUUUGGCUGAAGCGCAUGCCAAGAUGAAAUUGAAAAGCGUCGUAGAACUGGAAGACGUCCAGGAAGCUGUAAGGCUGAUCAGGUCAGCUAUAAAGGAUUAUGCAACAGACCCCAAAACUGGUAAAAUCGACAUGAACUUAGUACAAACGGGGAAAUCUGUUAUUCAGAGAAAAUUACAAGAAGAUUUGUCAAGAGAAAUUACAAACGUCCUGAAGGAACAAGCCUCAGACUCAAUGACAUUCAAUGAGCUUAUGAAACAAAUCAACGAACACUCCCAAGAUAGGGUUGAUUCUUCUGAUAUCCAAGAAGCUUUGUCAAGACUGCAACAAGAAGACAAGGUUAUUGUUCUCGGUGAGGGCGUAAGGAGGUCAAUUCGUCUGAACAAUCGUGUCUGA
Molecule: messenger RNA, 2802 nt
Organism: Saccharomyces mikatae IFO 1815
Lineage: Eukaryota; Fungi; Ascomycota; Saccharomycetes; Saccharomycetales; Saccharomycetaceae
Gene: MCM4
Product: MCM DNA helicase complex subunit MCM4
Exons: 1
Coding region: 1-2802 (933 amino acids)
Biological process (GO): double-strand break repair via break-induced replication; DNA strand elongation involved in DNA replication; mitotic DNA replication initiation
Cellular component (GO): nucleus; MCM complex
Molecular function (GO): ATP binding; single-stranded DNA binding; single-stranded DNA helicase activity
Source: RefSeq, a predicted model, not a curated record